AUGUAUUGCCUUACUAGCAUUGUUCCGAAGGGUAUGAGACGGUGGCUGGUUGGGUCCAGGUUUCAAAGCCAUACGACUAUAGACUUUAUUGGCGUGGAGAGAGGCCCCGACGACCUCGUGGUUACUUGCCUUCGUGGCAGGUUUAGGGACCGUCUUCUCUGGAGCAACUUCAAGGCAAUUGGGCAACCGGCAAUAGUUGCAGUUGCUCGUGCUGGUUGGCACAUCCAGAGCUUGGAUGAUAUCGCCAACUCAAUCAGGGAAGGGAGGUUCGACGAGCUAGAGCUGGAAAGAGCCCGUGAAAAUGCAAAGAAAAAUCUUACAUGGAUUAACCGAUCGUCGUCUGGACCACCGAGUCAGUUUGAUUAAAUCAGUCAUGUAUUGGAGAAGCCAAUAGGCGCGAUGUCCAGAACGAUAUAUGCGUGUAUUGACGUAAAACGGUAUUCCGGUAGUGCAUGAGCCGUCGUGC
Aspergillus welwitschiae is the source of this 466-nucleotide messenger RNA. RefSeq lists its product as uncharacterized. Bases 1 to 366 code for a protein of 121 amino acids. The transcript has 2 exons. The record is from RefSeq and is a predicted model, not a curated record. NCBI's taxonomy places the organism in Eukaryota, Fungi, Ascomycota, Eurotiomycetes, Eurotiales, Aspergillaceae.